GUCGUUAGUCCGGUGAAGUUCGAAAGAGUGUACGGUUCUGUUCGUAUCGUCGCCGGAUUGAAUUUGGACUCCUAUUUUUUUGCUCACUGUUUUUCUAUAUCCUAUCAACAGAAGAAGAAAAAAAAAGCAAAUAAAGGACAGGCAUCGCGUUCUGCAGGCCGUUUGCAAAAGUGUUUCGGAUUGCUGGUGACAGAGUGCUGUUGGUUUAGAAGAUAAGAUUUUCUCAUAAAGCCGGAUUAUACUCUACGAAGCGGAGAUUGGUUUGCUGGAUGGAUCCACUAAUUUGGGCGUAAGGAUAUUGUUUUCGUUUGUUCCUCUGGCGACUGCUGGCAAAAUGUUCGGAAAAGGGUGUGGGGAAUGAUGGUAGAAUCGAUUAAUUGGCUGUGCAGAUGAAGAGCACAGGUGUGUUUUUACAAAGUUUGGGCAGUUUACGGUGAAAGAUAUACGUUGUGUGAUUAUAAAAGCAGUCUUCUACGGUGGCAGUUUAAGGAAAAUGUGGAUUUAGGCCUCAUUAAAUUCGUGUCGUUUGUUUAUAGCUGAAAUUGAAAAGGCAAGUGAUUGCAAGUGAAAGAAGAAAAAACGGCAGACAUCGCCUUUAUCUUCCUUUUUUUUCUGUUGAAGCGAAUGAAUUUAUCGGAGUAAAGUGUGCGUUUAGUGUUUCUGUUGGUUGCUGCGGAGCGGAGCUAUUCCUGUUGGAAGCGGUGGACGGUUCACCGACGCAAAAGAUUGAACAUUAGCAGAAUCGUUCCUGUCGAGUCACGACGCUUCAGGCCUUCCAGCCCCGGCUAUGGGAGUGCCAGGAAGCAUUAACAGUAACGGUGCUGAAAAAACGCUUCGCAUUUGCCAUUCACGACCCCCUCAGAAGACUGUUCGAGCCACCAUCACCACCAGCAGCAGCACCACCGUCGGCAGAGACUGUGAUACGGGUAUCAGUACUAGUUCGCGCUUCCUCACCGCCCGCGCCAUCAGUAGCAGCAGCACCUGCGGUAGCCAAAUUGCCAUCACCGAAGAACGUAGCAGCAGCAGCCAUUCGAGAAAACGCCAUUCCUCCACAGUAGCAGCAGCAGUAGCAACAGCAUCAGCAGCAGAUAUGAUCUCAACGCGAAGCUGGCGAAGUUCACGACGACCCAUCGGCGGCGGUCCUUUAUUGGCGCUUGCCGUUUUAUUGCUCAUCACCGUUUUUAGCAGUAGCAGCGGCCGAAGUAGUGUCCUGCUAGUGCAAGCCGACUACAUCCUGAACAUUCGCACGACUGAAUUUUCCAACAUUAGCGAAACGCCACACUUUGUCAGCUCAACGUCGUACAAUGCCCGCGGGAUGGCACCGCUCUACAAUCUGACCAAUCUAGUGAUAAAGCUGUUCGUCAGCACAAAUCCGGUUCCGGAAGGUUACCUCAUCGUACGGGAAGGCGACAUCCAGCUGGGACCGAACGUGCAGGAAAACAACUGGGGACCACUGCUGCGGGAGUACUGGGCCGUCCUGCUGAUUGUGGUGCUCAGUGUCCUGCUAAUCGUGCUGAUGCCAAUCAUCGGGUUAUGCCUGUGCUGCUGCCGGUGCUUCGGCGGAUGUGGCGGCCGCACUCAGCCGUUCGAUAAGAAACACGACACCUGCCGCCGAGUGCUGCUGGGUCUGGUGCUGAUCUGUACCACAUCCUCUUUGGUCUUUGGCGUUGUGGUUGCCUACGCGACUAACAGCUACAUGCAGCACGGGGUCGAGAACAUCACCACCUCGGCCCGGUAUGGGGUGGACGAUACACGUGAGUUCCUGCAAACGACUUCACGACAAAUCUCGCAACUGCUGGACACCAACUACCAGGAGCUGAACAGUCAGCUAAAGAAGACAUUGAACGAAGCCUCGGACAUUAUCAUCCGCCGGUUGGAGGAGGAAUCCAAAGCGGAGAAACUGAACACGCUAAACGAGUUUGUCGAGCAGCUACCGGCAAUCAAAAACAAUCUCGACACUAUGACGAAGCUGACCAGGGAACUGCGGGUGAACGCUUCCCAGCUGAACGAUGGACUGCGGGGCGUUAAGCGUGAGUUACUCGCUUCGCUGACGAAGUGCGGCACCCAGGACUGCAUCAAUGUAAUGGAGGACUACAAAAUCGGCCGCUUGGAUACGAAUGGGAUCGAUUACAAUUCGCUUCCGGAUUUGACCGAAAUUACAAACAGCGUGCAGGAGCUGGUAUCCGGUAAUAUAGCGGCGGCAGUACGGGAAGGUGUCGAUCAGCUGAACCGUCUCAAGCAGAGCCUGGAGCGAGCCGUCCGGGAUCGUAUUCCGUUGGUUACGGCAGCUGCAGAUUCUACGGGACGAGCAAUAAAGUCGGCUUCCGAUGAGCUAACAUCGAAGUUGGGAAGCGUUUCAAACGCAAUCGGAAACAAUAGCUACAAGCACCUGGAUCAGGCCGAUGAUUACAUUGUUCAGUACGGUAUCUACCGGUACUACGUUGGGUUGGCCAUUAGUUCGGUACUGUUGCUGAUUUUGAUGUGUUUAAUCUGUGGCCUGUUGUGUGGAAUCUGCGGAAAGAGACCCGACGGUUAUGGGGAUGACUGCUGUAAUAAGGGCGCUGGUGGCCGAUUUUUGAUGUUUGGAGUGGCCAUAAUUUUCCUCACCUUCUCCGUGAUAUUAGCUUUUACGCUGGUUUCCUUCCUCGUCGGAAGCGUCGCCCGACGGGGAGUCUGUGACUCACUCAAACAUCCCAAAGAAAGUCAAAUAAUCGACUACGUCGAUACGUACCUUAACAUCAACAAGUACUACGAGCAGAUUCGCAGCCAAAAUGCACGUUCGAAGUGGAAGCUACCGCAGGACACCAACCGGCAGGUUGAUCCGAUCCGAAUUGUCGAGCUAAUCGAGUCAUGCAAAGCUAACAAUACUGUUUAUCAGGUCCUAAAAUUGUCAAAUUUCUACGAUAUUCAUGAUAUCCGUCAGUUCCCGGAGGAUUACGGUAUCAUAAGGGAACUGAAUGCGCUCAAAGAAAAGAUCGAAAUCGGAACCGUAACUAUUCUGGACGCUGAAGCUGAGCGAGAUGUUCAGUAUCUACGGGAUUCUCGCCUAAACGAUUUUGCUUCGUACAAAUUUGUGGAUCAUCUUACUCAAAACAUCACACAGAACAACCUCAACGACAUUGCCAACAAAUUGCGCAAAGUUGCCGAAGAUAUUCCUUCCAAUAAGGAUCUCAACGAUAUCAAGGUCAAUCUGAAGAACCAGGCUCUACACUUAUCCUCCUACCAGUCAAACCUGGUGGACCCGAUGCUGCGGUACACAAACGAACUGAUCGAACUGUCUACCAAGCUGGAAUCGAUGCUGAAGUUCGGAAAGGAAUCGUUUGCCGUUGCAAUCGACGAGUUUCUCACGCAGAUCAAAGACGCCGAAGAGUACAUCAACAAGCAAGGUCAGCCGUUUGUCGAAGCCGUUGUAACGGAACUGACGAACGGUUUUCUCGAUCAAAUCCACUCGUAUCUGAACUUGGUGAUCGACUCGACCACCAAAGAGCUGGGCCGCUGCGGCCCGCUGGCUAACGUGUACGACUCGAUGACGGUUGCUGCCUGCAACCGGAUUGUGGAUCCAUUCAAUGGAUUUUGGGCCGGAGUCGCCUGGUGUUUGGUGAUCUUCCUACCGACGAUCGUGCUGUGCGUGAAACUGUCGACACUCUAUCAAAAAUCGGAUCCGUACCCGGGACCGCUGGUCGAAUCGGAGUAUCUGUACGAUGCCUACAGUGAACGGGACAAUAUUCCACUGGCGAGUGGUCCAAAAAACAAGCGACGCAAGAAGAGCGACCGCCGCCGGGACUCGCGCGAUCGUCGUGACGUGUACUACGAGGAUGGAAGCCCUUCCGGGGGUCACAGUCGAGAGCCCCGCUAUAACGACAUGGCGCCAAAGAACUGGGAUGGAGCUCCUCCGCGCUACCAAAAUCCACCGAUGGCCCCGCCGGCGACGGAAUACGAGCGUCCUCCACCCUACUACUAUCCGGGAGCUCCCAGCGAACAUGAGUAAAGUGUGCAGUGUGAUCAGUGGUGGCCGCCUACUGGAAUAAGCUGCCACACACUUUUCCUCCUAAUUCUUUAAAAGAAAUAAUUCCCCCCCCCAUACACACUAAGACCCUCCUGGAUAGCUACCGAUGGGGAGAUAGUAUAGAGAAGAAGCAUUUUUGAACUGAACUUGAACUGCUAGAAGGGCCAAUUUGAUGCUCCUGAACACAAGAGGUGGGAUGACGAACGAAGAGAUGAUCUUUUUUUUUGAAACAAGUUAACGUGUUCAUCUCACCUCACUGCCUUUGGACGAGAGAAAGAAUGGUUUUUUGAUUUCUAUUUUCCAAUAACUCACGUACGUAGUGUAAUGUUCUUCGCCCUAUCUUACUCUAAUUACCUAUAUUUGACGUCAUUGCUGGAUCAAUUUGAACUACUAUAGAUUGUUUUUUUCUUUUAACCGCACAUCGGUGUAUUUAAGGGUAAUUAAUUCAUUCCAAAUUGAACUCUUUGCUAGAGGUAUUUGCUCAAAACAUUAUAGAGAAAAAAAAAACAAGAGAAAAAGUAGAAGAGUAUCAAAGAAGAAGUGUAAACGCAACCUUUUUGCAGAGAGAUAGAUAUGAGAUUAUUGCACAGGAGACCAAAUAAAAGAAGAAAACCCGAGUUUGUUGAAUUAAAAAACUGCCAUUAUUAGUCCUAGAACCAUCUGUGAGUAACCUCGAAACUGACUAAUUUUUGUUGUUAAUCAGCUCACGCCUACGAUAACUGUACAUGAGGUUUGCUCAUAUCGAGAGAAAAGCAAAAUGACUCAAACAAAAGCAAAGCAACAUCACCUUUUCAGUGAACCAAUCGACUACUCACUAACUAGUAUCAAUGUAUCAAACCCCAAUUUAAUGUAAACACACACAAACACACACACACACUUUGUAACCAAAACCAACUCUAGCCGAUGAUAUUAGUGUACUGCGUGCACACAGACGCGCAAGCCGGAAGGAAGAAUUCCCUGCAGAAGCCAAUAAAGUAACAGGUAAAUUAUUAUUCACUUUUUUCUGUCACACGCUCUUGUCGAUUUUUAGUCGUCAUCGUCGUCGUUUGUGAAUUUAAAUUAAAGGAUUUAUAAAACUAAUUCAUUUUUUUCGAUAAAGGAAAAGUAUAGAAAAAAGGCUGAUUAGCUCUUAACAAGGCAGACAGCAUAAGUUUUGCUAGUAGAAUGAAUCGACUAACAAACAAUAGAGAAGAAACUGGCAGAAGGCGAACAAGAUUUGCACGAAGAAAGGGUAAAACGGAAAGCAAGGGUACAGGAUUUUCGUGCAGUUCCUGGUGUUGAGAGAACGGUUUUUAGUAGCUCUAAUAUUUUAGGUUCGUUCAAAUCAUAUUAGUGAUAAUUUUUCACCUAUCUAAGUAGUAGCGUUUUAUAUAUUAUUCAGAAAGAAUGUGAUUGUGUUAGUUUGAUUACUUCCCGCUCCAAAAGCGCAAAAUUUUAGGAAAGUUUUUCUUUUGUUCUUAUCAAUCGGUAGAAUCUCAUCCCAGUUACAUUAUUAAUUGUUUUUGUUUAUGAGGUUUUUAGUUUCUUCAGUAUAGAACAAGCACCUAACCAGGAGAGACACGCAAACGCGCAGAACGGACGGGGAAGCUAUUGAUGUAAAGCUUGCUCAAAGCUUUCGAAGUUCGCUGCGAGUAAAUGAAUUAGUCAAGCCAACAGCUUCCGGUCGAACGAACGGAAGUAUAAAACAAAUUAAAUAUUCGGUAGUACGUUUUUAUAGGGGACCGUCAUACAGCUGAACCCACGCUGGUCCGGAUCCGUUGUUGGGUAACGUGCAUUUAAUUUUUACUUUUUAGUAGUGUUAUAAACCGCAACCGCUAGAGCGAGAGUUGUAGACCAAUGAGGAAAACUCGGAGCAAACGACUGCGCGCGUAAUUUUCUUCAAAGGUUUCGCGGUCGUUUCGGAUUUUGUACUUGUAUCGUAUAAACAAAAAAAAACAGAAGUGAAACUACCCAGAAUUGCAUACAACAAAAUAAAUUGAUAAAAGACUUUACCUUACUUUAAUCUAUCAAUGUGAGAACAAUUUUAAUCGUGUAAAAUAAAGCAAGCUAAAAAACAGGUCGAUCAUCACUUUAGAUGUUUCUUCAAGUUCGAGUUUUUGAAAGCAAAGGACUUCCCUUUUUCGCUGUAUUAAAGCCACUAAUCUAGCAUACAUACACAGAUGGAGACACACCCACAUACACACGAAAGCUAAUUUAUAAGGUGGUAUAAUACGUGUCUUUUGCGCGCCAAACACGGAUGAUACAGCGUUUAAGGUACUA
Messenger RNA from Sabethes cyaneus, 6265 nucleotides. RefSeq names its product prominin-like protein. The record is from RefSeq and is a predicted model, not a curated record. Bases 788 to 3988 code for a protein of 1066 amino acids. The transcript is spliced from 14 exons. NCBI's taxonomy places the organism in Eukaryota, Metazoa, Arthropoda, Insecta, Diptera, Culicidae. Gene Ontology annotation, cellular component: membrane.